CUAAAGCCACGCGAGAUGCUCCGACUGACUCUAAUGGGCAUGUCAGAUUCAGGCGGGAAGACUGAGAGUAAAUAAAAUUCGAUGAUGGUGCGCACAAAGGCAGACGGUGGAUCAAGUGCUGCAGGAAGGAAAGUUGUAGCAGCAAGUGCCCCAAGAAAAGCACUAGGUGGAAGUUCAUCUUCUAGUGACCCCUCAAGUGGAAAGACAGGAAAGUAUGCAGGAGGUAAUCCUGUCUGUCCACGUCCAACUCCUGAUUGGCAGAAAGGAAUUAAUUCAUUUUUCCAGUCCCCCCAGAAAGGAAAAGAAAACCAAACACCAAGUGACAUGGAAUCUAGCAAGAGCAGCAGCCAGAGUAGUUCUUCAAAUCCAGUUCUUGAGAUACAAGGUGUGACAGAUGGACAGACAGACAGACGGACGCCGGAUAAAGUGAUCCCUAAGUGCUGCUCUGCUCUGCAGGUGACACAAAAAGUUGCAUCAAGUUUUUUUUAGCUCACCUGAUCUGAAAGUGCAUUUGCUCCGUGGAACUCCGUGCUGGUUAAUCAACGUUAAGUAGUUUGAAAUGACUUUAAAAAUAAUUCAUUGAAGAUUUUAGAAUAAAAAUCAUUGAAUUGCAUAUCAUCUGCAGUGUGCAUUUUCCUACUUUCGAUAUUGUACUGAUGUGUCAAUAAAUUUAACAGAGAUGGGAUUACCAGUCA
Saccostrea echinata is the source of this 695-nucleotide messenger RNA. RefSeq names its product PCNA-associated factor-like. The transcript is spliced from 4 exons. NCBI's taxonomy places the organism in Eukaryota, Metazoa, Mollusca, Bivalvia, Ostreida, Ostreidae. Bases 82 to 489 code for a protein of 135 amino acids. Gene Ontology annotation, molecular function: chromatin binding. The record is from RefSeq and is a predicted model, not a curated record. Gene Ontology annotation, cellular component: nucleus. Gene Ontology annotation, biological process: translesion synthesis; regulation of cell cycle.